UCAACCAUGACCGUGGCCCAGAGUCAUCAACAUUCGAAUUUCUACCGAGGUAUCGAUUGUCGCCUUGAUUUCAUGUCAGAACAAUAGCGUCGUUCUGGUUUAAAAGCGAACCGCGAACUGCAUUUGCUACCGGUAACUUCAAGUUGUUCAGUGCAUUGGCAUCAUGGUCAAUAGCCCUGCGUCCAAGACGCCUCCUCACAGCGUUCAUUCCGUUUUUAGAAUCCACUCUACCCCACUUGCAGUUGGCUCUGCCGCUGUCAGCGAACACACAACCGUGAAGUGCCGCAUCCCAAACGUGAUCUGGCUCCACAAGUUUGACGAGAGGUCCACGACCAAGAUCAGGAGGUCGCUAAGAGUUCCGACGAGUCAAGACCUUGACGUCGAAAAGGGUAGUCGUGUUUUGUAUAUCACCGUGUUUAGGAAGCUUGUCCCAAUCACGUCGCUGAGCGGAGAUGAUUUUCUCAGCGCAUGGUGGCAAGUUGUCCUAUGUCAUUACACUCUCUGGAAGCACGAUGUCCAUCACCGCGACAUCAGUCCUAACAAUCUCUUGGUGUACUGGUUGAACGGCCAAUGGAUCGGGGUCCUCAACGACUACGACCUGUCAUCGACCAAACGCGAUGGGCCCAGCGGGAGGGAGCGCACAGGAACAGUACCAUUUAUGGCAGUUGACCUGCUCUCCCAACCCGGCCUCAAAGGCAAAGUCGCACACCUGUACCGGCACGACGCUGAAUCGUUAGUGUGGGUCCUCGUCUGGGUCUGUCUUGGGUACCGAGGAGGCAAGUUGUUGAGCAAUGGCAGACUGCUCGAUGACUGGCUCAAAGUGGAUGCUCUUGGAUGCUGGAAGGAAAAAUCGGCCUUUCUGUUCCACCUUCGGCACGGGAAGGCCGAGAACAGUAACAUAAAACCCUCAUUGUCACACCAAUCUAACUGGAAAGUAGCGGUAGCUUGCCUGGGCACUAUCCAUUAUACUCCCGUGGCCAAAAUUGACGAAUUGAGCAGGUCUAUUCUUCAGAAAUGGCUCCUAGAUAACGUGGAGUCUGUCGUUCCAGACAUUAUAGCUCGCUAUCCCUUCAAUAUAUCAUAAGCUUCUACCGUCUUGUAUUACGAGGUGAUUUAUUUACGUGAAUACGUCUUUUUACUUAACCUUUGCAAUGAAGAUCUAUUGAUCAAUGAC
Suillus bovinus is the source of this 1174-nucleotide messenger RNA. RefSeq lists its product as uncharacterized. The transcript is spliced from 2 exons. Lineage: Eukaryota; Fungi; Basidiomycota; Agaricomycetes; Boletales; Suillaceae. Bases 164 to 1084 code for a protein of 306 amino acids. The record is from RefSeq and is a predicted model, not a curated record.